Messenger RNA from Tinamus guttatus (white-throated tinamou), 577 nucleotides. The record is from RefSeq and is a predicted model, not a curated record. Lineage: Eukaryota; Metazoa; Chordata; Aves; Tinamiformes; Tinamidae.
CUCUGUUAAAGAAUCUUAAUACUACCUUUGAGGAGAUGGAAGUUGUCAGCAGAGCAGGACUGGGAAUGUUGAAGUUUGUGGAAGCAGUGAUGAGUUACUGUGAUGUGGCUAAAGAAGUCAGGCCAAAGAGAGAGAAGGUGGCUAGACUAGAACGGAACUAUUUCUUAAGUAAACGGGAACUGGAAAAGAUACAGGCAGAACUGGCUAAAAUUCAGGAUGAGUUGAAAGCUUUGGGUAGGAAAUAUGAAGAAGCAAUAGCAGAAAAGCAACAGUUACAAGAAGAAGCAGAGAUUAUGCAGAGAAGAUUAAAUGCUGCUGACAAGCUCAUCUCUGGCUUGGGAUCUGAAAAUGAGAGGUGGACAAAAGAUUUAGAGGAAUUCAAAAUACGAAAAGUGAAGUUGCUUGGAGACUGUCUGCUCUGUGCUGCCUUUCUGAGCUACGAAGGAGCAUUCAACUGGGAGUUCCGUAAUGAAAUGGUCUAUCAAGUGUGGCAAGAAGAUAUCCUUUCACGAGAGAUUCCACUCAGUCAACCUUUUAGAUUAGAAAGCCUCCUGACUAAUGAGGUUGAAGUUAGCAG